AGGUCGGUAACACCGACAACGAGCCAUCCCCGGAGGUUCAACGCACACAACAUGAGAAAAGCGAAAAAGAAAAAGUCGGCAGCGUCCAGAAGAAACCACGGCAAAGGCCCGCCACAGAACGCCACACAAUCGUCCGUCUCCUGGAUCGACGAUCUAGUCUUUGCCCCAGUUCUUCCACAGAACAUGGGAGACGAAGCUAAGAAUACAUUACACCGUACAAAUGUUGGUCCCCGCACCGGUAUCCACGCCAUUAGCGACGACAACGCCAACAACAACAACCAUACCAUUUCCGUCGUGUCUUGGAACAUGCUGGCGGAGGCCUACUGCAGCCCCCGUUCCCACGUCAACUUGCCCGCAUCCUACCGAAAGGUUGUCUUUGAUCGAACCGCACGAAGGGAUCGUAUAUUUGCAAUCCUCAAGCGCUUGGCCCAACAGCAACAGCCCGUCAUCGAUGUCUUGUGUCUGCAAGAAGUCGACGUCCAUCUGGACGACGCCUUGCAAAGGUGGGGGUACGCCGCUGGACGGCAAACGCCACGUACCCGAGCUGGUGGCGGAUCCGGAGGCCGUGUAGACGCUUGCGCCGUUUACGUACGCGACCAUCGCUGGCAGAUAGUCGCACACGAACUUGUGCGCUUGGAUGAUCUCGCCACGCUCCGCUCCGCGCCGCAUUCGGUCCCUGACGACCGCCGUAUCGGUAACGCCAGUAAUAGUGCCAGUGCUACCAGUCAUCUGCAAGGUCUCCAACAGGGGUUUCUGCGUCGCAACGCCGCUCUCUUGGUACGUCUGCGGGACACUUCGGGAAGGACAGUGGUAGUAGCCAACGCGCAUUUGUAUUGGAAUCCUGGAUUUGAAUACGUCAAGCGCGCCCGAGCCUUUCUCCAACACGCCGAGGAACCCCUCAUUUUUUGCGGGGAUUUGAAUUCACGACCACACGGAGCCGCUCAUACCUACCUGACACAAGGAUUCAUCAACGCCAAACGCAUAGCACCAUGGUACAGCUACGGUAAGGCAGACGAAAGCAUGACAAACGAUUGCGAAACAACUGAUGACGGAGCAUUGUACAACGAGGCAAAGGAUGACGACGAACCGGUCACACACAGCGUUCUUGAGCAGACGUUUUCGGCUCUGGAUCUCAACGACACGAACAACACCUCAGAACUAGCCAGUCCUCGGAUUCGCUACGUACUCGACGCGACGUUGAAUAAACUCUGUCGAUGGCUCCGAAUUCUGGGUCAAGACGCCGCGCUGGAAACAGACAAGGAGGAAAAAUCUCGGACCCAAUACAACGGUACAAUACCCCUUUUCGAUCGCGCCCGUGAGGAAAGACGUACGCUUGUGACGACUUCGACGCGACUCAUGCAACGCCGGGAUUGUCCCACCGGGGCUUACUGCUUGAAUCCCUCUGUUUUGCCGCAUUUGGAAGUCGCCUUGGUGCAUCUGUUGCUGACCCAUGGAGUCGUGUUGGAACCGGCUACGUUCUUGAGCCGGUGUGUGGUCUGUAACGGGAAGAUCGUUAAAGUCCAGGAGAAAUCUCGACAACGUCAAAUUUUGGAAGGCUACGAUGCUCCCGUGUUGGCGGAAGAGAUGGUAGUGUACGAAUGUGACGGCUGUCAGCAAGGCUACUGGUGGUGUGAUCUGCCAACGAGUUCAGCAUCGAGGGUGAAAACGCAAGCCACCCGACUAUUUCAAGUCUGCUUACAGGCGGGUGUUCCCAUAGACGGGCGCGUUCCGGAUUUGUUUGCCCACGUGAAUGUGCCACAAGAACAGGAACAGGGCUGGGACUAUACCCAGCCAGGCAGUGAUCUGCUACGGCAAAGGCUGGACGUAAUCGAUUGGCUCAAGGACGAAUCUCUAUCUUGUCCCUUUCAUUUAGAGAGUGCAUACGCGAUGCGAGACGAAUCUAACAAUCUGGUGGGCGAAGAAAUACCUUUCACCAACGUGACGGAUUCAUUUGUCAAUACAUUGGAUUAUAUUUUCUUUGAACCCAAGCGAAUGGAAUUGUUGUCCCGGCUGUACGUUCCGAAAAGCUUUCGAGAAUUGAACACCAAAAAUAUUCCGCGGGGACAUUUGUUGCCGAGCGAUAUAUGGCCAAGCGACCACCUUGCGAUUGGCGCGACGUUUGCGUUGCUUCCUAGGACCGCUUCAACGGACCCAUCCGUGUCGUUAGCGGAGAGGACUGAUUCUGCGGCUACACUGCAAAAGGAUCAUCGAGGCGUGGCACCCUUGGAGCCAGCCUCAGCGAGAGUCACCAGCGGGUCGGACAUAGACAGCGAGUACUGUUUGCCGACGGGUGCUGGAGUAGGUGCGCUACCGAUUCGACCCACGGCUCCAGUUUUUCCAAGGCGGCACAAGAAGCGAUGCGACUGUGGGUGCGUACCGUCUAUUCUAUCAAUGUUCGAAAUGGCGGAACUACGCAAGCAGGCACGACUGGCCAAAGCGCAGCGCACGGAAUCGGGACUGAAUUCUGUAGUCUCAUAA
Molecule: messenger RNA, 2478 nt
Organism: Phaeodactylum tricornutum CCAP 1055/1
Lineage: Eukaryota; Bacillariophyta; Bacillariophyceae; Surirellales; Neidiaceae
Exons: 2
Coding region: 52-2478 (808 amino acids)
Biological process (GO): nuclear-transcribed mRNA poly(A) tail shortening
Cellular component (GO): cytoplasm; nucleus; CCR4-NOT complex
Molecular function (GO): poly(A)-specific ribonuclease activity
Source: RefSeq, a predicted model, not a curated record